AUGAACGACCUCCUCAACUACAUCCUCUCGCAGGAUCAAUUCAGAAAAAACCGCCUUCCAUCCCUAUACUCCGACUUCCCCAUCCACCGCAAGAUCAACCCAGAGGGGUAUAACACCAACAUCGCAGCAUGGCAACACGCCCUCGCCAACGCCGCGAAACACGGCUACAUCCACUCCACCCCUUCAUCCUCGUCCUCCUCCAGCGCGAAGCCAAAGGCCAAUCAUCUGAUCCUACGGGCGGAUGAGACUCUUCUCCGUGAUUUGGAGAUCCCCGAGUGCGGGCGACCUGUGGCGUUGGGGGCGGUUUUUGAUGAGGCUAUCCGGAACCGCACGAUGGUGCCGUUGCAGAUGUACAAGAAUAGUGGGGUGAGCUUGCAGAAGCCCGGUUGGGGGAUCGAUACUUCGGCGUUGAGUCCCUGGGUGGUCAUGAGCUGGGGGAUGAAGCAGUUGAAGGGGGUGGUUUUGGGGUCCGAGGAAGCGACGCCCCGACUGCAGGCGCAGGAGUUGGUGCUGGUGGAGAAUCUGAAGGAAGCUGCUGAGAGAGUGGUUAAGAAGGCUACGGGGCAGAAUCCAUCCAAGACGGACCUGGUUUACUCUAAGGAGAAGUUUGUGGAGGAGUUCGCUUCGAUCUUGGAUGAGGGGAGCCAGUUGUCCAAUGCGGAUUUGGAUGUGCUUUUGCUGUAUCUGUCCCGCGAUAGUGGGGCCAUCGCGUAUGAUGGAAAGACUAUCAGAUUUAGACCCACCAACGACUCUCCGAGGGAGAUCACGGAGCAAGAUACCGCCGUGGCCUCGAUCAAAUCGCUCAUGGCUACGAUGGCCAUCCAGGUCGAGAGUCUGGAGAAGAAGAUUGACGAGCUGAAUAUGACUGCGAAGACGGCGCUGCAGAACAAGAAUCGCGUCUCUGCGCUUUCGGCUGUACGCUCGAAGAAACUUGCCGAGCACAAUCUCAAGCAGAGAUUCGAUACCCUGAUGCAGCUCGAGGAGGUUUAUUCGAAAAUAGAACAGGCUACGGAUCAGGUCGAAUUCGUGAAGGUGAUGGAGUCGAGCGCUGGAGCGCUACGUGGCUUGCAUGCACAGAUCGGAGGUGCGGCUAGGGUUGAGGAUGUGGUGGAGGAGUUGCGUGAUGAGAUGACGAAGGUGGAUGAGGUGGGAAACAUCCUGAAUGAGGCCGGUCCGCAGAUCGACGAGAUGGAGAUCGAUGAGGAGCUUGAGGAGUUGGAGAACCAAGAGCGGGAGGCGAGAGAGGAGAAAGAGGCAGAAGAGACCCGCAACAAACUUGCCGAACUCGACAACCUCGAACAGCGUGCCAAAGAAGCCGCGCGCAGUGCAGCAGCAGAGAAGGAUCUUGAUUCUGAGCUAGAGGAGAGGUUGUCCCGCAUGUCGGUCGAAGAAAACCCAAGCGCCACAGCUCAGUGA
Molecule: messenger RNA, 1416 nt
Organism: Aspergillus aculeatus ATCC 16872
Lineage: Eukaryota; Fungi; Ascomycota; Eurotiomycetes; Eurotiales; Aspergillaceae
Product: putative vacuolar sorting protein SNF7 family protein
Exons: 5
Coding region: 1-1416 (471 amino acids)
Biological process (GO): vesicle budding from membrane; late endosome to vacuole transport via multivesicular body sorting pathway
Cellular component (GO): cytoplasmic side of plasma membrane; multivesicular body; ESCRT III complex
Source: RefSeq, a predicted model, not a curated record